CUUCUCCCGCCCUUUACUAUAUUUCGCACUCUCAAACCCUUCCCCUUCAUUUCUUCCUUAUCUCCAGCUAGGAAGGACCUUUGUUUCGAAGUAUAUCCCGGCCUCUCGGGUUCGAAAAGUCUUCUCAGUCUUCCCAUUUUCGUCGGACCGAGCCGUUUGACGUGAAAGACAUAGAUCAUGAGAGACGAGCGAGGAGGAGGCUCCGUGUUCAUCGAGCACAACAGCAUCCCACGGCCAAAGUACAAUAAUAACCCGACCAACUCCGACCCCAACAUUACCGCGUCGGUUGUCCCAGGAGGCAUGCCCGACGAUGACUUCCCCAACCGCCACAGCAGCGUGUCGAUGGCCAGCCCGGCCUUCUAUGACCACGCCCGCCUCAGCGGGGAGGGCUCCCCGAUGAUGAUGUCACCCUGGAACCAGACAUCCUCUUCCCCCUUCACCAAGUCCGCGUGCUGGUCUACCGGGUACGAGGACGACACCAACAGCGGCAUCCCCCAGAACAGCCUCAUCGGGUCCCUCGUCCGUGAGGAGGGCCACAUCUACUCCCUCGCCGCCUCAGGCGAGCUCCUCUACACUGGCUCCGACAGCAAGAACAUCCGCGUGUGGAAGAACCUUAAGGAGUUCUCGGCCUUCAAGUCGAGCAGCGGCCUUGUCAAGGCAAUCAUAGUGGCCAAUGGCAAGAUCUUCACCGGCCACCAGGAUGGGAAGAUCCGGGUUUGGAAGGUGAACCCUAGGGCCCCGAACGUCCACAAGCGUGCGGGGACACUCCCCACCCUCAAGGACAUAUUCAAGAGCUCCAUUAACCCUAGCAACUACAUCGAGGUGAGGAGGCGCCGAAGCGCCCUCUGGAUCAAGCACUCCGAUGCAGUCUCCUGUCUGAGCCUGAACGAGGAGGAUGGACUGCUCUACUCGGCAUCCUGGGACAGGACGAUCAAGGUCUGGAGAAUGUCCGACUCGAAAUGUCUGGAGUCGAUCACUGCCCACGACGAUGCCGUCAACUCCGUGGUGGCCAGUGCUGAUGGGCUGGUCUUCAGUGGGUCCGCCGACGGGACAGUCAAGGUGUGGAAGCGCGAGACCCUGGCAAAAUCCACGAAGCAUGCGCUCACGGAGACACUGCUCAAGCAGGAGUGCGCCGUCACGUCGCUGGCGGUCAACAAGACGUGCUCCGUAGUGUACUGCGGGUCCUCAGACGGGCUGGUCAACUACUGGGAGAGGGCGAAGGAGAAGCAGCAGUUCUCGCACGGCGGGGUCCUGCGGGGCCACAAGCUCGCCAUCCUGUGCCUGGCGGCCGCAGGUUCCCUCGUGCUGAGCGGGUCGGCAGACAAGACGAUUUGCGUGUGGAGGCGGGAGGGGUCGAUCCACAUGUGCCUGUCCGUGCUGACGGGGCACAACGGGCCAGUCAAAUGCCUUGCAGCGGAGGCGGAUCCGGAGUCCACCAGGAGCGGGGACCAGCGGUGGAUCGUCUAUAGUGGCAGCCUCGACAAGUCAGUGAAGGUGUGGAGCGUGUCGGAGCUGGCGCCCGACCUCAACAGCAUGCCGUUGAUGCAGCAGCACACGCCACCCCCUCUUGCAGACGGGGACUCGCUGCCGCCGUCGGACGACAGCUUCUCUUCAUCGGGGGGGAAGGCCACGAGGCUCUGACCAAUCAAACCCUCUCUACCCCCACAGAAGACGCGGUCAUAGAUGUUACGACACAUGUCAACGACAAUAAACUAAAUAAAAAAUGAAUUUCGCGAUUUCAUUGACACAUGUGAGGGGGGAUGAAUCUAUGUUUGCUGGGUAGCAUGAUCUUGUUGUGGGGAUUGUUGUUAGGGCACGGAACGAUGGUGUUAUGUCUAGGGGAAGCGUUUGCCUACCUCAUAUGCUGCUGGAAAGUGACAGUGGAAGAAGACUUGAGAAUUUUCUAUAUGGAAAUUCUUAAAUGGUAUUGUAAUGUUAAAGCUUAUGGGAAUGGACAUGACAAUGGACCUACUCUACUUGUAUUGUUUUUUCGGACGUCUUUCUAUCUAUAUGUAUAAGUCGGGGAAAAAGAAACUAUUAUAUGUAACUCAUUCCGGUC
Punica granatum (pomegranate) is the source of this 2059-nucleotide messenger RNA. The record is from RefSeq and is a predicted model, not a curated record. NCBI's taxonomy places the organism in Eukaryota, Viridiplantae, Streptophyta, Magnoliopsida, Myrtales, Lythraceae.